Prunus avium (sweet cherry) is the source of this 713-nucleotide messenger RNA. Lineage: Eukaryota; Viridiplantae; Streptophyta; Magnoliopsida; Rosales; Rosaceae. The record is from RefSeq and is a predicted model, not a curated record.
UGGUACAUAGAUCAUUUCUGUAUGCAGCAUCGAGAUGAGAGGCGAGGGCUUGGAGGAAUAUUUUUUGAUGAUCUAAAUGACUAUGAUCAGGAGAUGCUUCUUUCCUUUGCCACUGAAUGUGCAAAUUCUGUGGUCCCUGCUUACGUACCAAUUAUAGAGAAAAGGAAGGAUCUACCGUUUACGGAUCAGCAAAAGGCAUGGCAGCAAUUGCGAAGAGGGCGCUAUGUCGAAUUCAAUUUGGUUUAUGAUCGUGGAACAACUUUUGGACUAAAGACAGGAGGUCGAAUUGAGAGUAUUCUUGUCUCUCUUCCACUGACUGCUCGGUGGGAAUAUGACCAUAAACCAGAAGAGGGAAGUGAAGAAUGGAAACUGUUAGAUGCUUGCAUCAACCCAAAGGAGUGGGUAUAAUGUUCUGAAAUGUAUGAUGUUUGUAUCAUUUUGAGAUUUUUACUUCUUUUUCCCCACUCCUCUUGUCUUUCUUCUAUCAUCUUCCCUUCAAUUUUUUUCUUCAAUAGUUGAGGCUUAGAAGUUAGCAGUCGAUAUCUUGUUGAAAAGUAAUCUAAUACAUGUUGAAGGUGAUGUGAGUUGUGAAUCAUGUUAGAAUUGUCAUCUUUUGUAAGACUGGAAACUCUUCUUGCCCAAUAAAUCUGUAGUCGAUUAAGAUUUCCCAACUUCUUCAUAUGCUGUAAUAUAAUCUAAUACAUGCACCGGGU